AUGCUCGGCACCUCGGUGGCUCGCUUCAAAGGCGUCACGGAGCCGGUGUCGACGGCGACGCCUACCGCCGCUGAACUACGACUUACCCGGACGCUUGAAGAGUGCUUGCACGCGAACAACCUGUACCCUUCGCGGGAGGAGCAGCGUCAGCGCUUAAAUGUUCUGGGGGCACUCAACGCGGUUGUCGUCGAGUGGGUUCGGCGGGUUGCGCUGGCGCAGCGCCUCAGUGAGGACGUCGUCGAGGAGCACGGGGCGCGCAUCUUCACAUUCGGCUCGUAUCGUUUGGGUGUGAACGGCCCUGGGGCCGAUGUCGACACGCUUUGUGUCGUUCCGCGUUUUGUUGAGCGCAACCGCUACUUUUUCGGUUUACCGGACGAGCAGGGUAGUCGUGCGCCGACGCAAGUCGUGCUUGCCGACAUGCUGCGCCAGGACGACCGCACCGAGGAGCUCGUUACCGUGGAAUCCGCAUACGUACCAGUGAUAAAGAUUCGGUUUAUGGGUGUGGAUAUGGAUCUGCUGUGUGCGCCUAUCGCUUUGAUGAAGAUACCCAAGAACUUUAACAUCUUGGAUGAUGCCGUGCUGCGGAAUGUCGAUGAUGCGACGCAGCGUUCACUGAACGGCGUCCGGGUGACGGACUCUAUUUUGGAACUGGUGCCCGAUGUAGACACGUUUCGCACGACGCUUCGCUGUAUCAAGUUUUGGGCAAAACGUCGAGGGAUCUACAGCAACGUGCUCGGGUACCUUGGUGGUGUCGCCUGGGCGAUGCUGGUGGCACGUGUGUGCCAGCUGUACCCAAACGCGACCGCUGCUGUGGUAUUGAGUGCUUUUUUUCGCCUCUAUAGUCAGUGGCAAUGGCCCAAGCCUGUGAAACUAUGUCCAAUCAUUCGUCAUCAACAUGCUGGACUGCGCCAGCUUAAAGUCUGGGAUCCGACUGACCCGCGCGACCGGCGGCACCUGAUGCCGAUCAUCACGCCUGCUUAUCCGUCCAUGAACAGCACGUACAACGUGACGCAUAGUACACUGCGUAUUAUGAUGGAAGAGUUCGCCCGGGGUCAGCAGAUAUGCGCGGAUGUACUUGCGGCUGCCGGGUCUGACGGUACGGGCGUCUCCCCGCGUGACUGGGAACGUCUGCUGGAGCCGUCCGAUUUUUUCGCCCGUUAUAAGCAUUACUUACAGAUAGAGAUAACCGCUGGUAAUAUGGAUGACUUGAAAAAGUGGCGCGGGCACGUGGAGUCGCGUCUGCGACUCUUGGUGCAGAGACUCGAAGUGCUGCCUCCGGUCUCGGUUCAUCCCUGGCCUGAGGCCGACGAGAGAGGCACUUCCGUUUUCUUCUAUUUCGGUCUUCGCUUGGAAACCGAUAAAAUCGCUCGGGAAGAGGGCACGAAACGUGCUCGUAUUGACCUGAACUCUCCGGUGGAGUCCUGGCUAUCGACUCCGGACCCGCGGGAUACACGCAGUGUUCCGGUGCUGCACUGGCCGGAGCGCACACCGGACAUGCUCGUGCACGUGACUCCGCUGAAGCGUGCACAGUUACCAGAAUCUUUGCGCGUGCAGCGAAAACGUCCAGCUGAGACUGAUCCCUCCGCUGCCGCUGCUCCUGCAGCGCUCCAAGUCGUGACGAAAAAGUCGCGCUCGACCCCGGACGGCGCUUCUGCGUCCCUGCUUCGUGCUCCAACGGAGACGUGA
Messenger RNA from Cyanidioschyzon merolae strain 10D, 1686 nucleotides. Its product is annotated as nuclear poly(A) polymerase. Bases 1 to 1686 code for a protein of 561 amino acids. The record is from RefSeq and is a predicted model, not a curated record. Gene Ontology annotation, molecular function: poly(A) RNA polymerase activity; RNA binding. NCBI's taxonomy places the organism in Eukaryota, Rhodophyta, Bangiophyceae, Cyanidiales, Cyanidiaceae. The transcript has a single exon. Gene Ontology annotation, cellular component: nucleus.